This is a messenger RNA of Lacerta agilis (Sand lizard), 4807 nucleotides long. RefSeq names its product eyes shut homolog (gene EYS). The record is from RefSeq and is a predicted model, not a curated record. Gene Ontology annotation, molecular function: calcium ion binding. NCBI's taxonomy places the organism in Eukaryota, Metazoa, Chordata, Lepidosauria, Squamata, Lacertidae. The transcript has 19 exons. Bases 53 to 4135 code for a protein of 1360 amino acids.
GGAAGGCUUCCGUUGUGAAGAGGAUAUCAAUGAAUGUGCAUCAAAUCCCUGCAUGCAUGGGAUCUGCAUCCAGAACGAACCAGGCUUGGGCUACACCUGUUACUGCAAACCUGGAUUUGUGGGCCGAAGCUGUGAGCUUAAUUACGACGAUUGCUUAAUACGUACUUGCCCUGCUGGGUUUCUCUGUGUGGAUGGAAUAAACAAUAUCACCUGUUUACCUGCAGUCCCCCAAAGGGGACAAACCAUCAUCAAAAUGGAAGGAGUGCCCCCUAGUGAGCCAUUACAGAGAGGCCUCGCAUCAGCCCAUCCAAGCCUCCCGCCUUCUGACCUUUAUAUUUUUCAAACUUCCACAGAUUCUAGCUAUAUCCAAUACCAAGGGAAUUCUUACAUGGAAUUCGAGGGUUUUCGUUUGCAACCGCAAAACAACAUCAGUUUAGAAUUCCAGACCUUCAGCUUCGAAGGAACCAUUCUUUAUAUUGAACAGAACCCAAGAACAGUGGGACAUUUCGUUAUUCGACUUUCUGUCAAACAUGGGACCUUGCAGUACCAAUUUGUAUGCGACAGCAUAGGAGAAAUUAGAAACAUCAGUACUAAUGUGAGAGUGGAUGAUGGACAGAAAUACAGAGUGCACGUUAGGCAAGACUUGGCAAUGUGCGAGGCUGAAGUGACUAUCCUGGGAGUAGCUACAAAAGCAAGCAUGUCCAGCAACCAUUGGUCGACUUUCAUUUGGGAUGCAACAGGACCAAUAUUUGUCGGUGGUUUACCGCAUCCUUAUGCAACAAAGCAGGUGACUGAACCCACCUACAAUUUUACCGGCUGUAUAGAAGUUACAGAAAUCAAUAACUUGGGACCCUUCACCUUUGCUAAUGCUGUGAACAAAAACAAUAUUGGCAGUUGCAGAUUUCCUCUAUCUGAAGAAACACCGAUGGAUGUCUCUGGCACUGUUUCUGAAGCACUCAAGUCAGCUUUGCCCUCACCUGCUCGCCCAGUCUCGUUGUCAGUCUGCCAAGAGAAUUUGUGUCAUAAUGGAGGAACAUGCCAUCCUAUCAAUCUUCCUGAUGGCAUCAACUCAUUUCAGUGUGACUGCCCUCUGCAUUUUACUGGACGCUUCUGUGAAAAAGAUACAACCCUAUUUUUCCCAUCGUUCGCCGUGAAUUCAUAUUUGGAGCUACCUUCUCUAACAUCUCUGUCUAAGGAUAGACAUGCAUCAGGACCACAGUGGAACCGAAUGAUGAUCCACUUGACAGUGAAGACUACUGCUUUGAAUGGCACCCUCCUUUACACCGGUGAUGAGCAUGCCGGAGGACAUUUUCUUCACCUUUACCUUGAUGAUGGCAGACCAACAGCUCAGCUUGGCUGUAGCAGUUCAUGGGACAUUCUGACGGCAACUGUCAAUCACUCCAUUAGCAGAGAUGCCCUUGUGCCGAUCACAGUCAGCUAUAUGUUGCCUUCUGACAGUCCCGAAAGCUAUUGCCUGCUUGAAAUGACUGCAAAUGAAAAUCCUCCUGUACGUCGGGGGCUCUUCCUGCCACAUCGGUUGACUCAGGUUAUCUUUGGGCCAAUAUUCCUUGGGAAUGUCCCAGGUCACAUUAAGAUUCAUCCGAGCUCUGGGUGGAUUUAUGGCUUCAGAGGCUGCAUUAGGGAGUUCCAGGUGAACAACAAAGAACUCUUCAUCAUAGACGAAGCCUUGGGAGGAAGGAACAUCGAGAACUGCAAUGUCCCUGUUUGUGACUACCAUCCAUGCCGCAAUGGUGGCACUUGCACCAGUGAUACAGAGAACUGGUUCUGUGAAUGCUCUGUUCUCUACUCUGGGAAAUUAUGUCAGCUUUCAACCUGUGAGGAGAACCCAUGUGGAAACGGAGCAACAUGUUUUCCAAAAUCCAGCCAAGACACCGUGUGCCUUUGUCCCUUUGGAAGGACUGGAAUCCUUUGUAAUGAUGUUAUUAAUAUUACCUAUCCUAACUUCAGUGGGACAGAUAGCUUUGGCUAUACCUCAUUCCUAGCCUAUUCAGCGAUUCCAAACAUCAGCCUCUACUAUGAAUUCCAACUGAAAUUUCAAUUAGCAAACCACAACUCUUCACUGCAAGACAACCUGAUAUUUUUCACUGGUCAGAAGGGUCAAGGUCUUAAUGGCGAUGAUUUCUUAGUGCUAGGCCUACGCCGUGGCCGCCUGGUGUACAGCUACAACCUAGGAUCUGGAACAGCCACUAUCAUUAGCGAGCUGCUAGAUCUGACACGGCAUAUUCACGUGGUCAGUCUUGGCAGAUUUCUUCAGGAUGGCUGGAUGAAGGUGGAUGACCAUGAAAACAAAACCAUCACAUCUCCAGGAACUUUGGUUGGGCUCAAUGUCUUCAGCCAGUUUUACGUAGGAGGUUACAUUGAAUACAUCCCAGAACUCUUACCGAAUGGAUCCAAUUUUAAGAACGGCUUUCAAGGUUGCAUUUUUGACAUACGAGUUCGCACUGGGAGGGACCAGCCAUUUAAAGCCCCAGGAAUCCCAGAAGGCCACCCAAAUGCUGGUCGCAGCGUAGGACAGUGUGACGAGUCUCCGUGCCGCUUCAUAAAAUGUGGAAAUGGGGGGACGUGCGUGGAAAGCGGCUCUACCGUUUACUGCCAUUGCCCCACUGGCUGGAAAGGAGCAUUCUGCAUGGAGACGGUUUCUGUGUGUGAUCCUGAGCACAAGCCACCCCACAGGUGCAGGCAAGGUUCCACCUGUGCCCCACUGCCUGGCGGCUACACCUGCCACUGCCCACUAGGAACCACUGGUGCCUACUGUGAACAAGCCCUAACCAUAAGCGAUGCAUUGUUCAGUAGCAACAAAUCUUCUUGGAUGUCAUUUGACUCCUUCAGCAUCCGACGCAAGGUUCAUAUUGAGUUGCAAUUCCAAGCCCUUUCAGCAAACGGCAUCCUCUUCUACACUGCCCAACACCUGAGCCCACGAUCAGGCGAUUUCCUAAGCAUCUCCUUAGUAAACUGGUAUGUACAGCUGCGCUACAACCUUGGCGACAGAACGGUAAUUCUGCAGACUUUCCAAAAUGUACACAGCACAAGCGGUACGUGGUAUUUAAUUAAAGCAGGAAGAGUUGGCAAUGAAGGCUACCUCGACCUCAAUGGCAUCAAUAUAACCCGAGAAGCUAGUAGUGGCAUGACUGCCUUAGAUACACGCACAGACUUCUACGUAGGUGGAGUCUCUUCUUUAAAUCUGGUUAAUCCCAUGGCAAUCAAGAGUGAACCCAUCGGCUUCACAGGCUGCAUUCGAGAGGUUCUUGUCAACGGCAGAGGGCUAAAACUGAAUGAGAAAGGAGCUAAAGGUGGCGCCAACGUGGGCGACUGCGAUGGAACUCCUUGUGGGUAUACAGUGUGUAAAAAUAAUGGAGAAUGCAAAGUUGAACCAUCGGGUUUCUAUUGCUUGUGCCCCAAGCAUUGGAUGGGGAAGACAUGUGAGCAAUCUGCUUAUUGUUCACAUAGUAAAUGUCUAAAUGGAGGCAUUUGUAUACCUACCCCAGCUCUACUUUCAUAUACAUGCGCAUGUAAACUUGGCUGGUCAGGUCUCCGUUGUGAAAAAAAGAUCUCAUUUUUUACUGCAAAAUUUACAGGCAAUUCAUACCUCAAAUACAUAGAUUCCAACUAUAAAAGAAGGGACCUCAGAUUCACUAGGAUAUCUUUCAAUUUCACCACUGAUCAUGAGGAUGGUUUACUUGUAUGGUUAGGGAAGGCUGAAAAUGAAGACAAUGAUUUCCUUGCAGCUGGACUUGCUAGUGGAAUGCUGAAAGUUAUGGUGAACCUCGGAGAAAGCAUUGCUGUCCCUCUUGUUCUGCAGAGCAAGUCUCUAUGUUGCAAAAAAUGGUAUUUUGUCACUAUUGCACAGAACAAGACUCUCAUCAAAGUGUACCUUGAUGACCAAUUAGUUCUCUUUGAAGAUCUAGAUCCACAAAGAAAAUAUACUGCUCUCAAUUAUGGAGGGACUUGCUAUUUUGGAGGAUUUGGGCUUGAUAGGAGAGUGAACACUGUCACCUCAGGGCUCUACAAUCAGGAGUUAGUUGGCAAAAUUAAAGACGUCCUGUUUCAAGAUUCUAAAAAGAUCCUGCUGAUUAAGGCAGAAGGCUAUAAUGUUUAUAGUGGAGAUAAGGAUUAACUGUUGAAUAAGAACCUUUUUAUGUAAGUACAAAAUAUGAAUCUUUACUUACAGUGCAUGAUGCAUUAUAGGAAACCUUUCCUUCAGGCUCCUUGGCUGUCUCUGAGUGAGGUUUUAAUCCUAGCCAAGCUAUUUUCCCUUCUCUCUGAGAAGUUCGACUGCAGAAAUGUUUAAAUUCCCCAAGCAACUAAUAGUUGAAAGAAGGCAAUUCUUUUGUGUUAAUUUAGGUGUUUUAAAACAGAAAAUGAUUUUAUUUUCUAUAUCAUAGGUAGCUUUUGUAUAUGAAGUGAGACUAAUGUAUAUUCAAUAUAGAAUUAUAUUAAUUUUCUGUUAGCUUAUUCUCAUAGAACUUUGCCUCCAAGUUUUAGAGCAUACAGUAUUCAGAAAAUAAAUGCCAAAUGAGAUAGAAACACAGUGGUAAAAGUAUUUUUUUAAAAAACCAAACGUGUUUACAGUUCGCAACAUUUUAUUGACUGAAUGUCUGUGUAUAACACACACAGCUUUUUACCCCCAGCCAGAACUUCCCAGAAAUGUGGGGAAAGACCUGACCAGCCUCAGCAAAGCCCCACUGUGCCUCCGACUCAUGAGGAGACCCUCAGUGGAUCCCAUACAUCAUCUACAGUCUCUGGAGAGGCACAGGUGAGCCUGCGCUUUGCUGAGGCUCUUCAAUGU